Musa acuminata subsp. malaccensis (wild Malaysian banana) is the source of this 624-nucleotide messenger RNA. The record is from RefSeq and is a predicted model, not a curated record. Lineage: Eukaryota; Viridiplantae; Streptophyta; Magnoliopsida; Zingiberales; Musaceae.
AUGGCGCUAUUCGGGACUUCUGACGCCCUGAUGUGCAGGGCAUUCCCCACAACUCUGCGGGGGUCGGCCCGCACGUGGUACAGCGGCUUGAAGCCAGGGACCGUCGCCUCCUUCGACCAGCUCGCCAAGGAUUUUGAGCUUAACUUCCUAGCGUACGCCCGACCUAAGCCAUCCAUGGCAUUGCUCCUCGGGCUCAACCAGAAGGAGGACGAGCCCCUCUCCCAUUUUGUGAACCGAUUUACGACCCAAAUCCGUGGAUUGUUCUUCUGGUCGCUCGUGGAGCAACCCCCCGUUGCGGUCCCCAAGAUGCUCCAGCGUGCCAGUCAGUUUAUCGCCGCGGAGACUUGGAUGGCUGGAAGGCGGGAGGAACACAAAAAGGUCAAGUCAGAGCCGCCCCGACAGCAACAACCCGCCGCCUCCCGACGAAAGUUGGACAGACCUGACCCGAGGCCUCCUCUUCCCGCCUUGAAUUCGUCCCGGACUGAAAUAUUCCUACACGAGAAGGGGAAGGGGCUGCUCAAGGACCCUCGCCCGAUGAGGAACCCGCGGGAGCUCGCAGACCGAUCAAGAUAUUGCCGAUUUCAUCGCAGCAUAGGCACGACACUGAGCAAUGCUACGAGUUGA